UAUGAAUAAAAACAGAAUAUAUGAUAUGGUUCCCAUAAUUUCAAACAAAGGUUCACAAUCAUAUAAUAGAGGUUUGAAAUAGUAAUAAUAAAAAAUACUAAACAUGUUUUUUUGCCAAAAAUAUUCUAAAAUAUAAUCUUCCUCUCAUCAACAACAUCGAUCUAUUAUCUUGACAUCAUGUUGUCACUUCUAUAUAUCUUGAUUGCAAUUCUCAACCAAGGAGUCAAUGGAAGCGUAUUUUGUAUAUUGAGCCUUGAUCUGCAAAUGAAAAACAAACAAAUGCAGUACAAGACAUCAAUCACUAAAUGAAUAUAUUAAAGAGGAUAAUAAAAAAAUAAAUUCUGUUCUAUUUGGCAUAUCAUUAUGAGAUUUUGGAGUAGAUUUUUUCUCAUUCCAUCUAUAAAAAAGACUAGUACUCAUACCAGCAAAGUUAGUAAAGACAAAAGCACAUGCAGCCAAAUUAAACAAAACAACAGGAACAGAGUGAGAGCACAGACAAAGAAAUCACUCAUACCACCAGCAACUCUAGCCCAAAGCACACAAGCACAGCACAGGCUACAUGCUAAGAAAAACUACUACUUUGUUCAGAAUACAGAUUAUGUUCAGCAAAUAUAAUAUACUCCGUAAGUUAUUCCCACGCUUAACUCUUCUAUAUAGUACUCCGAAAGUUUUAUUUCGAAGCAAAAACAGAAUGAAGAUAAAACAGAAUGGGGAAGGGAGGUAUGCUUGUCUGUCUUCUCUAUCUCAGUCAUAUGUGAGGGUGAGUGUAUUUUUUAUCAGGUCUGUCAACUUAACAUAGCAAAUACAAGGACAAGUCUGCCAACCAACUUAACAUAGCAAAUACAAGGACAAGUCUGGCAACUUAACAUAGCAAAUAUAAGGACAAAACCAAAAACAACCUACAUCUUACAUUUAGCAAAAUCAAAGAUGAGAUCCUUGGGAAUUGUUCAUCUUGUGAAUCUCUUAAAGAAGAAGUUAAUAAAAAGGGUACUUUGGCUAAGUUUAAUAAUGCUAGCAAAACCGUGACAAACUUCUUACUUCUUAGAGAAAAGCUUUUCAGCUCUGAAGUAUAAACUUCAUGGCUUUAGUUUGGAGCAAUUGAUCAUACAAACAGACUCUUCAUACUGAGAUGAAAGGAAAAGUUUUUUCAGCUCUCAUGUAUAAGCUCUAUAUCUUACUGAUGAAUACCCCGAACACGAAGUAUCCGGCCUAAUUGGACCAUUCAGAACUUUUACAUAAAAUGCUAAUACGUACUGUUAAAUAAGAAUUCAUCUACACUUGAAGCAUAAAUAUUAAUAUGCACAUUCAAAUAAAUUCAUCUAUGCUCCUGCAUAAUUUCAAACCAGUAAAAAAUACUUCCAUUCAUUUUAUUAUUACUCCAACUUAUUCUAAUUUAUGUCUAAAUAUGUUGCAUUAUAUUGCAUAUUGUAAAAUGUUUGACUUUAACUGUUGCAGCGCAAAAGAGUUAGUGCUGACUUCACAAAGCAAUAAAAAACAUGAUUCAUAUUCAACAGUGUAUUGACUACAAAACUACCAUCAGUUUUCACACCAAGAAUCUAUGUUUGUACUCCCUCUGUUUUACAAUCAAGUUCACACUUUCUUUUUCUAGCCAUCUCAAAAUAAACUUCACACCAUUUUCUCCUUUGAAGGAAACGAACCUGUAGAAUUUUAGCACUUUUCUAAACAAAUUCCUUAAUUCUGGAUUCUUUUAUGACAUUUGGGACCCUAAGCCUAUACAGAUGAGAAUGCAUGGGGAUAGAACUCAUAAUCUCAAUAAAGUCUUAAGGAUUCAAAUAGUUAAUCUCUUAUUAAAGUGGAGCCAUAAGUAGGGGACUCUCACAGUCCCACAACUGCUACAUUAUGGCCUAAUUUCAAAAGUAUAUUUUUGAGAUGCAGCAAGCAGAGCAGAGAACCCCCACCUCAGUUUUGACUACCCUGCCACAUUACACAUUCCUUACAUCUCAAAACAAACCCUAACUAGACAUUUGACAAAAAAUAUGCAGAAACUCAAUCAGCAUUUAAUUCGAAAAUGAGUAAAUACUAAAAAACCAAGCAUACAUGAACAACAACAACAGAUUUCUCUAUGUAAAAAUUCAAAAUGUUACUCCUGCUUCCUUCAGAACAGAGAUUAUGUUCAGCAAAUAUAAUAUACUCCUUAAGUUAUUCCCACGCUUAACUCUUCUAUAUAGUAGUCUGAAAAUUCUGUUUUGAAAAAGAGGAAGAACACACUACUCGCUCUAUUGUGAGGA
Cuscuta campestris is the source of this 2249-nucleotide messenger RNA. NCBI's taxonomy places the organism in Eukaryota, Viridiplantae, Streptophyta, Magnoliopsida, Solanales, Convolvulaceae. The record is from the annotation of a GenBank genome assembly.